AUGGCCUCGGCUGGCAAGGAGCCUGAGGACUCCCGCUCGCCUUACCAGGGCUCGAUGCGGAGGAUGGUGCGGGACGGUUAUGGGCACUAUCUAUACCAAAAUACUUUCUUUCGAUAUGAAGGAGAAUGGAAAGAUGGGAAGAAACAUGGAAACACUUAUUCUGGGCAGUUUGUUUUAGGAGAACUUCAAGGGCACGGAAUAAUGAAGUACAAAGAUGGUGGAAAAUAUGAAGGGGAAUUUUCCCACGGAGUGAGAGAAGGGCAUGGGUCCCUGAUUGAUAAAAAUGGACAAGUUUACAAAGGCUCGUUUCAUGAAAAUAAAAAGCAUGGUGUGGGACAGAUGACCUUCAACAAUGGCGAUAAAUAUGAAGGAGACUGGAUUCUGGACCAGCGACAGGGGCACGGGGUGCUGCACUCCGCGGACGGGUCGACUUACAAGGGACAGUGGCGGAAUGGUGUAUUCAAUGGCCAAGGCCUCAUGAUUCAUUGCUCUGGCACCAUCUACGAUGGCCUGUGGAUCAAUGGCUAUCCUGCAACACAAGCCUCAAAGAUUGUGAUUUUGGGUCCAAAAGUGAUUAAGGUGGUGCAGGGCUCUUCGAUCACCUUGAGCGUUCAACUCCAGACUGAUGAUGGGGAAAUUGUCGAAAGUGAGAGUGGCCGAGCUUUAAAGGUCCAGGCUGGAGUCCGAUACGUGCAGCUGCCGGCUUUCUCGAAUUUCGGUUUUUUCAAGAUGACUGGAGAUGCUGAGGUGAAACCGAUCCAAACUCCCUUUGGAUUUGAGUGCAUUGACUAUCCUUUGACUCCCGCUGUGUCUGGAAGCCCAGAGAAGGAUGCUUCCAGAUCUGAAUGUCCUGAAGAUGCACCAUGUUUCCCAAAGGAAGAUUUAGAACCAGAAUCCCUAUUGGAAUCCCUCUUGUAUCGUGAAAGAGCUGACUCUGAUGACCUGGAGGAAGAACCUCAUCUGACCUCAAGCUUGAGAAACCAGACUUUUUCUUCUCCACAUUAUCAACAAGUCAAUCAUGGCUGUGCUGAAUUUCGUAACAUCUCUCUUGCAGCUCCUCCCCCAGAAUACUAUCCCAUCAUGUUCUUGGGUAGCCUCCCCAACAAGAAAGAAGACAAGCAGCCGCAUGACAUCCGAUGUUCUGAGAAGACAGGGAAAUCAAAGAAAAAGAUUCCACAACGCAGGAAUAAAUCGCCAACCUGUCAGAAAGAGCACUGCAUAAACCAUCCCCCGUCAUCUUCAGAUACCUUCACGGCAUAUCCAGGUGAAUACAUCAUCAUGGUACAAGAAAUAACUACGCCACCCUUCCUGGGCAAGAUGCUCCCCACAGCCUUUGUGCACCUCAAAGUUUUGCCAAGGAAAAAGCAGCAAUCUCUGAGGGACUCCUAGAGAAGUCCCACACCCCCUUUUGGGUAGGACCUGCCGGGCCAGAGGAGGUGAUGCUUCUUCCUUUUCCAUUGAGCCCCUUCUGCUGGGUCAGGUCUUUCCACCUUGAUUAAGAGAUGCUCUGGGGUACUCACCCCAGUAUCUGGUGCCCUCGUUCUGCCCCGGAGUCGAUGACUCCUGUUCCUCCCACCCCAUCCUCAUUAGAAUCUGAUGUGAAAGGAAGCACUGUAUUUCUAACAAAUUCCCUGAUAGAUCCUUGAUAAGGAAGGGCCCAGCAUAUCCCUCUGCUCUGCUAUUUAGGGAGCAACAAAUCCACCUGUGCUUGGGUUUCAUUGAGUCUCCAAAAAACCCUUUUCUGACAUGCUUACAAUUUUGAUCUUCCUUCCCAAAUCUGCUGGGAUUUCAGGGUGUCACUCUUAUUGGCAGCAGACCCAGUGUCACUGACGGAUCAUCCCCAGCAGACAUCCUGCCCUCUUCCAACAAUGGGCUGCCUCCAUGGUUGAGUCACACAUCUCACCCCCUCCAGCUUCAGGCAGCCUCUGACAUCAGUCUGGGCCAAAUGUCUCCACUCAGCUGCCUGUCCUCCACAGAUCUGCCCCCACUUGGGCCUGGGGUCCCAACAGAAGGGUGAAAUCACAGGACAGAAUUCUUUUGAAGCAGGAAAUCCUCAGGAGUUCAUAAAGCAUGUGGGAAGUUGUGUGUACCAAUGAAUUCCUAUUUCCCAGGCAGUUUGCUAUGCAAACAAAAAAACAGGGGCCAGGUACAUUGUAUGUGCCAUGCUGGACAAGAAAGUGUUCACUUUUCUUGUUGUCCUUUCCACUGUCUCAUUUCUAAACCCUCAAUGUGUUGGGAUGCAGUGGCUGGUACCUGAGUCAGAGAACUGCUCCCUGGGCUGGGGAAGCUAGGAAAUGUUCCCCACUGUCAGAGACCCAUGCUGGAGACUCUCUAAGCAGGCCCGACACUUAAAAAAAUUAUAGUAAGUUUUAAUGAUGCCUUUAUUUUCCACAUCGAUGUCAUUUCUAUAUAAGCUAUAUAUUUCUAUCAUCUCCAUCCACCUCCCAACCCAGGAAUGAGUGCUCCUCUGUAACAAAGAAAAACAAUGACUCCAAACCCACCAAUUUCUGCCUCUGAUAGAGUAUCCAACAUUCUGCCCCCAGCCCCUCUACCAAAAAGCAGAAGCAUCUCUCCUAGAACCAAGAAACCUCACUCAGUUCGUACUCAUCUUUCUUCCUCGCUUCUCGGAGUUUCCCCUGUCUGUCAUUUCUUCUGGCACAAUAAUAUUCCACGAUGUUCAUGGGCCAGUUUGUUCAUCCAUCUUCCAAUCAAUGGGAAUCCACUUUGUUUCAAGUUUAUCUGUUGGUUUGGGUUUUUGCUACCACAAAAAGGGCUUCUAGGAAUGCUUUGGUAUGUAUGGGAUCUUUCUUUGUGUCUCUGGUCUCCUCUAGAGGUGUGGGGUCACUGGGUCAAAGGGUAUGCUAACAGCGUAGUCAGAAUAAGCCAGGUCCAAUUCUCUAGUGACACCCUUGGGGUCCCAGGUGACUGUUCACCACUGGAUGGGUGAGUCACAGACAAUGUGUUGUCUGGGUCCUGGCACAUGGAGCCAACCCAAGCCAUGCUCCAGGUGGUUUCACUGGGCAAUGCUAUGGGUACCCGAGGCAUUUCUGGGCCAAUCUUCACUGAUUGGCCUCUAUUCUCACUAAUGAAACAUCCCCUAAUAAUAUUCAAGCCCAGAGCAAGAAAACAUUUCCCCCCCAUAAUGUGUUCCCUUCGAGACAAGGAAACACACCCAAUUCACACUCGUUGGUAGUGGGGAAAGUCAUAACCCAGUCGAUAACAGUGGAAAG
This is a messenger RNA of Vombatus ursinus (common wombat), 3230 nucleotides long. It is a transcript of the gene MORN1, whose product is annotated as MORN repeat containing 1. The record is from RefSeq and is a predicted model, not a curated record. The transcript has 13 exons. Lineage: Eukaryota; Metazoa; Chordata; Mammalia; Diprotodontia; Vombatidae. Bases 1 to 1389 code for a protein of 462 amino acids.